AUGCCUACGGUCAAAGCUGUUAAGGAUUCGAAGAAUCCUUCGUUGAAGUAUUUAAUAGUCAAAUUAAAAGAGAUCCAGUCGUCCUUUUCUGAUGUGUGGGAAUUUGUGGAAACGUUUCAAGAGGAUGCUACUCAUGCGCAGAUUUCGGUUCGACUUUCAGCGAUUGAUGAUUUAUGGGAAAGGUUUGGUGAAGUGUUAAUUGAUAUAAAAUCACAUGAAGAUUUUGGAGCGGAUGUAGAACUUUAUGAUAAGGAGCGAAAAGAGCUCAGUGACCGGUAUUACUUUGCAAAAUCGUUUCUGAUGGAUAAGGCUAAGGCUCGUUUGGAGUUUUCUGAUCUUGAUCAAUCCGUUCGUGCAGGCGAAACUAAUAAUCGCGGUGGUUUCGAUCACGUUAGGCUGCCACAGAUCAAACUGCAGUCUUUCAAUGGAAAUAUUGACGAAUGGCUUGGGUUUCGCGAUCUCUACAUCUCACUUAUCCAUUGUAAACCUGAUUUGCCAGAGGUAGAAAAAUUCCACUACUUGAAAGGUUGUCUCCAAGGUGAACCAAAAUCGUUGAUUGAUCCUCUACAAAUCACAAGAGCUAAUUACAUAGUUGCAUGGGAUAUUCUUUUAAAGCGGUACAACAACAGCAAACAACUGAAAAAGAGGCAGGUACAAUCGCUUUUCAAGUUGUCUUCGGUGAGCAAAGAGUCCGUUAAUGAUCUUCUUCAACUAUUAGAAGGGUUCGAGAGAAUAGUUAACACUUUGGAUCAGGUAUUAGAAGCAAAGGAUUACAAGGAUCUUCUUUUGGUGAACUAUCUCGUGUCUCUCCUUGAUCCAGUAACUCGUAGAAGUUGGGAAGAAGAAUCCGCCUCCAAGGAAGAAGAUACUUUAUCCGAUUUAACAGAUUAUCUGCACAGGCGGGUUCGAGUUUUGGAAGCUCUUCCACCAAGGUUGAAUGAUACUAAGGGUGCACCUCCACAAAUAACAUCUCAUAUGGCUCGAAAUUGUCAGUCAAAGUUUUCGUGUCGGAAUUGUGGAGGUCGCCAUCAUACUCUGGUGUGCUUUAAGGGUAAAAACGGAGAAAUUUCGGAAUCUUCAAGGUCAGGUGAAACCAAUGGGACUUCUAAGAGAGGAGAAACAUCUUGUCAGGUUUCUAACACAGCUUCAUCAUCAUGCUUGACAUCGGGUGUCGGGCGCAAGGCUAAUUGUCGGGUUCUUUUAGCAACUGCCGUGGUUCUCUUAGAAGAUGAAAUGGGAAAUAGAUAUCCAGCUCGAGCGCUGCUCGAUUCGGGGUCAGAAAGCAAUUUCAUGUCGGAAAGAUUGAGUCAGCGUUUGAAGAUGAGUCGGAAAAGGGUAGAUGUUGCGAUACUUGGUAUUGGUCGGACAUCUACCAGGGUUAAACACAAGGUUCAAGCAGUGGUGCGAUCAAGGGUGAACAGUUACGUUAAGGAAAUGGAAUUCCUGGUUCUACCCAAGGUAACGGUCGAUUUGCCAACUGCUACAGUUUCAACGGAUGAAUGGUCAUUCCCGAAUGGUAUUGAGUUAGCGGAUCCAUCAUUUUUUGAGUCGAAGGUGGUGGAUUUGGUGUUUGGUAUAGAGUCGUUCUUCGACUUCUUCGAAACGGGAAAACGGAUUUCCAUCGGAGACCAAUUGCCUACACUAACAGAGUCAGUUUUCGGUUGGGUUGUUUCUGGAGGUUUAUCGCAAGAGACUUCAGCACGGAUUGCUUGCACUGUUUCAACGACAGAGUCUCUUGAUACUCUUGUCGCUCGGUUCUGGGCUUGUGAGGAGCUAGGUUCGGAAAACCUUUACUCACGAGAGGAAAAGCGUUGCGAGGAAAUUUUCCAGAAAACGGUACAGAGAGACGGCGAUGGAAGGUACACAGUCUCUCUUCCUAAGAACGAAGAGGUUUUCCCCAACUUAGGCGAUUCGAGGGAAAUAGCCUUACGGCGCUUGGGCGCAACCGAGCGCAGACUAGCUAGGAGUCCGGAAUUGCGUGAGCUGUAUACCAAGUUCAUGGACGAAUAUAUACAGCUAGGGCACAUGAGAGAAGUAAAUGAAACGUCAGAUACUAAACGCUGUUUUUUGCCACAUCAUCCGGUCGAGAAGGAGAGUAGUACGACUACUAAGUUGCGUGUAGUAUUCGACGCCUCGUGUAAAACUACAACUGGUAUUUCAUUAAACGAUGGGUUAUUAACAGGUCCGGUUAUCCAGGAUGAUCUUAGGGCGAUAAUACUCCGCUGUCGAAUGUGUCAGAUCAUGGUCGUGGCUGACGUCGAGAAAAUGUUUCGACAAAUCAACGUAGCAAAGGAAGAUCGCCCACUUCAGUCAAUUCUAUGGAGGAAUUCACCAUCGGAACCAGUAAAGACUUUCGAACUGAACACGGUAACGUACGGUACUAAACCAGCUCCGUUUUUAGCUACUCGUACUCUAAAGCAGUUGGCGUUAGACGAAGCAGAGAGAUAUCACCUGGCCUCGCGGGUAUUUUCGGAAGAUACAUAUAUGGACGAUGUUGUAUCUGGUGCAGACGAUGCAAACGCAGCACUCAAACUGAGAAUUCAGUUAGAUAAAGCUGCAAAAGCUGGAGGAUUUCGGUUACGAAAAUUCGCCUCAAAUUGUGCAGAAGUCCUGCAAGGGCUUUCACAAGACAGUGUAGCUAUUGAAGAGUCUUCAGAUGAAUCGGAGAAAGAUCCUUCGAUGAAGAUACUUGGGCUCACAUGGUUACCGAAAUCUGAUGUCUUCAAGUACAACUUCAACAUUCCUGAAAUUCCAAAAUCCUCGGUUUUAACAAAACGCAAGGUGCUGUCGGUAUUAGCUACGCUUUUCGAUCCAUUGGGACUUCUUGGUGCUGCAAUAACAACUGCUAAAAUAUUUAUGCAGCAAUUGUGGACGUUAAGGAAUAGCGACGACCAAAGAUUGGACUGGGAUCAGCCAUUGCCUCCAACGGUGGGUGAGGAUUGGCUGAAAUACUACGAACAACUGGUUUCUCUCAACAACAUUCGUAUCAAACGGUGCAACAUAAUCCCAGGAGCCAUCUACAAGGAAAUCCACUGUUUUUCGGACGCUUCGGAGAAGGCGUAUGGUGGCUGCGUCUAUUUGAAAAGCGUCAACCCAAAUGGAGAGGUUGAGAUUUGUUUGUUGUCUGCCAAAUCGAGGAUCGGCCGACAGAGCUAUAUUCCACGUCAUCCUCCAGACAUCAUUCCGGAAAAGCCGGACCUAGAAUCAGAUUAUUCGAAUGGAGAAGGGCAUGGAUGUGUUAACGCAAUGCAGGAGGAUUCAGCGGCCAUGAUGGCUCGGAAGAACGCGAAGCCGAACUGCCACGAGACUGGCGUAGUAAGAACUUUUUAA
Uranotaenia lowii is the source of this 3330-nucleotide messenger RNA. RefSeq lists its product as uncharacterized. NCBI's taxonomy places the organism in Eukaryota, Metazoa, Arthropoda, Insecta, Diptera, Culicidae. The record is from RefSeq and is a predicted model, not a curated record. Bases 1 to 3330 code for a protein of 1109 amino acids. The transcript is spliced from 3 exons.